Nerophis lumbriciformis (worm pipefish) is the source of this 1308-nucleotide messenger RNA. Lineage: Eukaryota; Metazoa; Chordata; Actinopteri; Syngnathiformes; Syngnathidae. The record is from RefSeq and is a predicted model, not a curated record.
AUGGGAUUAGUUCAGAUGUCUGGAGUACGUCAGUACUGGGAAAGUGAAGUCCGUUAUGGGCCUGUGGCAGACAUAAUGAGUCGCAACCGAUUCAACCAGCUACUCUCUGUCAUCCACUUUGUAGACAAUGAAAUGGCCAACGAAGAAGUAAAACUGGAUCGACUUUGGAAACUGAGAUCGUUUUUGGAUUCUUUUCGGAGACAAUGUCUGACAAUUGCUCCUCGACAAAAACAAUCCAUUGAUGAGAUGAUGGUGCCGUACAAAGGUAAAUUUGGUGGCAUAAGGCAAUAUAUCAAAGGAAAGCCACAUCCCUGGGGAUUCAAAGUGUGGGCACGCUGUUGUGUCACUGGCCUCCUGCACGACUUUGACAUAUAUCAAGGAAAAGGCGGUGGCAAUGGACAAAAAGGGCCAAAAAAGAGUCAGCUGGGAGUUGGUGGAGACAUUGUAGUGAAGUUAUGCGAAUCGCUCGCAGAGAAAGUAAAUUUCCUGAUUUUUGCUGACAAUUUCUUCACUUCCAUGCCCCUUAUUGAGAAAUUAUUAGCAAAGGGAAUCUACUACACAGGAACUGUGAGGAAAAACCGUAUGUCCAAGUGCAACCUGAUACCUGACAAAGACCUGUCCAAGAAAGGCCGUGGCUCCUACGAUUAUCAACUGGAGUCCAACACCAACACAGUUUGUUUGAAAUGGCAAGACACGAAAGCAGUCAGUUUGAUGUCAACAUAUGCUGGACCAGAACCUUUGAGAAAAGCUAGGCGCUGGGACAAGUCCAAAAAAGAGUACACCUACAUAGAUCAACCGAACAUCAUCAAAGAGUACAACGCUUCCAUGGGAGGUGUUGACAUGCUGGAUGCGCAUCUUGCACGCUGUAAAUUUCCCAUCAGGACCCGUCGCUGGUAUAUGAUAAUUUUCUGGCACUUCAUGUCUGUUGCGGUGAUCAAUGCAUGGCUCCUUUACCAGCGUGAUUGUGAGGCACAGGGAAUCACUGGAUCUAAAGUUCUCAAGCUUCGCAAGUUUCAGGGUUUGGUUGCUCAAGGUUUGGUUGAAGUUGGAACAGCAAGAAAGCGGGGUAGGCCAUCAACUCCUAGCUCCUCCUCCCCCUCAUCCCCGCCACCACCAAGAUUUGUUCGAGUUUAUCAGAGUGCAGAUGUCCGUUUUGACCAAAUUGGCCAUUGGCCUGUCAAGGAGGAAAAUCGCCGUCGUUGUGCUGUGUGCAAGGACCUCAAAACUGAAAUGCACUGUGAAAAAUGUGCAGUACCUCUCUGCAUUAACAAAAAAAGAAAUUGUUUCAAAGACUAUCACAAUGUCUAG